Molecule: messenger RNA, 7059 nt
Organism: Leptonychotes weddellii (Weddell seal)
Lineage: Eukaryota; Metazoa; Chordata; Mammalia; Carnivora; Phocidae
Source: RefSeq, a predicted model, not a curated record
AUCUUUGAGUAUGUGGAUGGCCCCAACGCCCAGGUCAUGAAUGCUGAGGAACAUGCUUUUCGAUUUUCUGCCAACAUCAUCAACAGGAACAGGACUCUGCUGCCCAACACAACCUUGACCUAUGACAUCCAGAGGAUUCACUUUCAUGACAGCUUCGAGGCCACCAAGAAGGCCUGUGACCAGCUGGCCCUGGGAGUGGUGGCGAUCUUCGGGCCGUCCCAGGGCUCUUGCACCAACGCCGUCCAGUCCAUCUGCAAUGCCCUGGAGGUGCCCCACAUCCAGCUGCGCUGGAAACACCACCCGCUGGACAACAAGGACACCUUCUAUGUGAACCUCUACCCCGACUACGCCUCCCUCAGCCACGCCAUCCUCGACCUCGUCCAGCACCUCAAGUGGCGAUCGGCCACCGUGGUCUACGAUGACAGUACAGGGCUCAUCCGACUGCAGGAGCUCAUCAUGGCCCCGUCGAGGUACAACAUCCGCCUGAAGAUCCGCCAGCUCCCCCUUGACUCCGACGACUCGCGCCCCCUGCUCAAAGAGAUGAAGCGGGGCAGGGAAUUUCGCAUCAUCUUCGACUGUAGCCACACCAUGGCCGCCCAGAUCCUCAAGCAGGCCAUGGCCAUGGGCAUGAUGACCGAAUACUACCACUUCAUCUUCACCACGCUGGAUCUGUAUGCGUUAGACCUGGAGCCCUACCGCUACUCAGGGGUGAACCUGACGGGGUUCCGGAUCCUCAACGUGGACAACCCGCACGUCUCGGCCAUCGUGGAGAAGUGGUCCAUGGAGCGGCUGCAGGCAGCUCCCCGGGCAGAGUCCGGCCUGUUGGAUGGCGUGAUGAUGACUGACGCGGCCUUGCUGUACGACGCCGUCCACAUCGUGUCCGUGUGCUACCAGAGGGCCCCGCAGAUGACCGUGAACUCCCUGCAGUGCCAUCGGCACAAGGCCUGGCGCUUUGGCGGCCGCUUCAUGAACUUCAUCAAGGAGGCUCAAUGGGAAGGAUUAACUGGACGGAUUGUUUUCAACAAAACCAGUGGCUUACGGACAGAUUUUGAUCUGGACAUCAUCAGCCUGAAGGAGGACGGCCUGGAGAAGGUUGGUGUGUGGAGUCCUACGGAGGGGCUCAACAUCACGGAGGUCGCCAAAGGCCGAGGCCCUAAUGUCACUGACUCUCUGACAAACAGGUCACUCAUCGUCACCACCGUGCUGGAAGAGCCCUUCGUCAUGUUCCGGAAGUCCGACAGGACCCUCUUUGGGAAUGACCGCUUUGAGGGCUACUGCAUCGACCUGCUCAAGGAGCUGGCCCACAUCCUAGGCUUCUCCUACGAGAUCCGGCUGGUGGAGGACGGCAAGUAUGGGGCACAGGACGACAAGGGCCAGUGGAACGGCAUGAUCAAGGAGCUCAUCGACCAUAAGGCAGAUCUGGCCGUGGCCCCCCUGACCAUCACCCAUGUCCGCGAGAAGGCCAUCGACUUUUCCAAGCCCUUCAUGACACUCGGUGUGAGCAUCCUGUAUCGAAAGCCCAAUGGCACCAACCCCAGUGUCUUCUCCUUCCUCAACCCCCUGUCCCCAGACAUCUGGAUGUAUGUGCUCCUCGCCUACCUGGGGGUCAGCUGUGUCCUCUUUGUAAUUGCCAGGUUCAGCCCUUACGAGUGGUAUGACGCUCAUCCUUGCAAUCCCGGCUCCGAGGUGGUGGAAAACAACUUCACUCUGCUAAACAGCUUCUGGUUCGGGAUGGGGUCCUUGAUGCAGCAAGGGUCUGAACUGAUGCCCAAAGCCCUGUCCACACGCAUCAUCGGGGGCAUCUGGUGGUUCUUCACGCUCAUCAUCAUCUCCUCCUACACGGCCAACCUGGCUGCCUUUCUGACUGUGGAGCGCAUGGAAUCGCCCAUCGACUCUGCUGAUGACCUGGCCAAGCAAACCAAAAUCGAGUAUGGGGCUGUCAAGGACGGGGCCACCAUGACCUUCUUCAAGAAAUCCAAGAUCUCCACCUUUGAGAAAAUGUGGGCCUUCAUGAGCAGCAAGCCAUCAGCGCUGGUGAAGAACAACGAGGAGGGCAUCCAGAGGACCCUGACGGCAGACUAUGCACUGCUCAUGGAGUCCACGACCAUCGAGUACGUCACCCAGAGGAACUGCAACCUUACCCAGAUCGGGGGCCUCAUCGACUCCAAGGGCUACGGCAUUGGCACGCCCAUGGGCUCCCCGUACCGGGACAAGAUCACCAUCGCCAUCCUGCAGCUGCAGGAGGAGGACAAGCUGCACAUCAUGAAGGAGAAGUGGUGGAGAGGCAACGGGUGUCCCGAGGAGGAGAACAAAGAGGCCAGCGCCCUGGGUAUCCAGAAGAUCGGGGGCAUCUUCAUCGUCCUGGCCGCCGGGCUGGUCCUGUCCGUGCUGGUGGCUGUGGGCGAGUUUGUGUACAAGCUCCGUAAAACAGCAGAGCGAGAGCAGCGUUCCUUCUGCAGCACGGUAGCCGAUGAGAUCCGUUUCUCCCUUACCUGCCAGCGUCGGGUCAAGCACAAGCCGCAGCCUCCCAUGAUGGUCAAGACUGACGCUGUCAUCAACAUGCACACGUUCAACGACCGCCGGCUUCCAGGCAAGGACAGCAUGGCCUGCAGCACAUCAUUGGCCCCUGUAUUCCCCUAGGCACAGGUGGGGUGGGGACCGAAGGCCUGGGGGCAGGGCAGAGGAAAGCAAGGAGACUGGAAGGCACCUCCCCUGUGCCCACACUGGGCUUGGGGGCCAGAGCUGCUGCCUGCCUGCUGAGCCAGGAGCCCUCUGCCCUUACCUCCCAGGAAACAGCAGGCCCCUAGGCCAGCUGCUUGGGCCUCACUCGCCUCUCAUUUCUUCUGUGGGUUUCUAAAGCUGCCAGCCGAGACAGCCAAGGCCAAAGGAAGCACAUGCCUCUCUCAGGCCAAACUCACCUGCCCCUCAACUCUCCUUGACAGUCAGAAGUUCCUACCACGGCCUUGCUGAGGCCAAAGAAAAUGGGAAACAGCUCGUAUGUUGCCUCUCCUUCCCCCAUGAGCCCAGGCCUCCUGGGCCAUGACCGUGAGACCAGAGACACAAACCUUGGGCACCUUAAGGAUUGUAGUGUGGCUACCAAUGGGAGCUGAAGAUGGGGGAUGGCCGCCCCACAUGUCUUGGGCAGAAGGAAGACUUCAUCCCUUAGGGGCUGCUCACAUAGUCUUGGUCUCUUGGACUUGGCACCAUGUAUGGCAGCCUCCAUCUUGGCAAAGUUGAAGGCAGAGAGCCCCAUAGAAGAAAAGAGGAGUUUGGGGUAUGGGAGAGAGGAAAAUGCACAAAGGCCGCCAUUUUGAAUUCUUAUGGACGAUGUCCCAGUUGUUCCCAUUCCUCAAGGAGGUCUCCAGGAGUAUAAAGUGGAGGAGUGGUCAGAGCAAAUUUUCUACUUUCUGGCCAGAAGAUAGAGGACCCCCUGAAUCUCUCAGAAAGGGUGACCAGAGAUUCAGCCGAUAUUUGAAGCCAGAGGAACAGUGGAUUCCAUGGAAAUCCCAUAGGCCCUUGAGCCAUUGGGUCUUAUUUUGCUGGUUAAUGAGCUGUUUUCUAAACCCUAGUGGCAUUUGAGAGCUUGGGCUCUUUGCCAUCUACUCAUCAGCAACUCCCCAUUCCUGGCCAGUUGACCUUGACCUCCUUCUGUCACCUUGGAAGGAGAAGAGAAGCCUAGAUUGAAGUGAAAGUCCUGACCCCCCCCCCAAAAGAGGGAUACAGGUCUUAUGGCACAGGCUAACUUUGGGGUCGAUGGGGAAGGCCAGGAAGGCCCUCAAGAACUCUUGGCCUCCUGAACUUGCCAAACCUAAAGAUGCUCCCCAGAAAGGAAAGUGUUCAGGGACAGGGUAUCAGAGCUCAUAGAGGCCCCAAGGGUGGGGAAAGAAAAGCUGCCUCCUGGAGAAUUAACCAAAGACCCCACAUAGAGAGACAGGCCAUCUAGGCCCCGAUCUCUUGUCCAGAGCAGCUUGGACCUAGUGGGGCUUGGGGGUAUAGCAAAGAAAUAGUAGCAGAUGGGGUACCAGUGAGGGCCAGACCAGAUGACUUGUGGGUUCCAGCUAGGUAGGAUGGAUGCUCUAGAAGUCUGUGACUUUAAGAUUCUGGAAAAAGAAUGAGACAUGGAAGGUUUAGGAGCAAAGUGUCCUUAAAGAGACUACGACGGGACCAGCAAAGCUUCCCAUUGCUAAGGGUGAAAGGCAGUCUCGGAACAGGGGAGGGAAGGCUGGAGAUUCCGGAUGGGGACCCAGAAGACACUAUUAUCCCCCUCCCCCCUCUCUCCUGUUUCUGCCUGGGGAGUCUGGUUAAGGAAGAGCUACAUUUAGAUCUCAAGGACCUUCUCAGCUGGGGUGAAGGAUAAUCUUUAGCUCCCCCCAGGGACUCCCAAAGCAGGAGAGCGCAGUGGGCUCAUGUGAUAAAUACCGUUCCUCCUCCAAACUGUGAGCUGCAGGACCAAACCAGCUGGUUCCCACUCUCCCAGCAGCUCCAACAGGCUGUGUGCUGGGUAGGUGGGAGAAGGGAGCUGGACGCACAGCAUCGCCAGCACACGUAAUGACGGGAGAAGCCAUGCUGUCGUGAGCUCGUGUGUGGGAGUGCGUGUGUGCACGCAUAUAUGUGUAUCUGUGUGUGUGUGAGCCCUAGGGCUGGGGCUGAGGGACAGAUUUGGACAUCAAACAGAGUCCAGGACAUGCAAUAGUAGAACCCUUCAGGUUCUGACGUGUGUGUGCACACGUGUGUGAAUUUGGGAUGAGGGAGACUAAUCUGGACAAGCAGCAGAGCCCCAUACAUGUAAAAACAGGAGAAGCCAUGUCUUACUGGGGUCCUGGGCAGUAUAUACAUGUAUACACGCAUGCACGAGUGUGUAUGCUUAUGUGUGCCUGUGUGUGCACGCACACAUGGGGGUACAUUUUGCACCCAUGGCAGAGGGUGGAGAACAGGAUAAAACCCGCAGUGUUGCCAAAUGUUUAAGAGGAGAAGCCAUGUCAUUGAGGGGUCCCCGUGUGAGCACGUGUGCACCUGUGUGUGGGGGCGUGCGUUUGCAGCGGAGAGCAGGACGGAGGACAGAACCAGAGAGCUGUGCGGUACAGAUCAGUGCAUGUGUGCAAGGAGCCAUGUGGCCCUGGAAUUUCUUGGGAGGAGGCAUGCUCACACAUGGGUGUGCAAACUCACCCAUGUGUUCCAGCUCACAGCAGGAGCAGAAAUGGACAAUCAGGAAGGCAGGGAAUCAGGGUCUGUUUGCACUUCUGUUGGUAGGGAGAGAUCAUUUGUCACAAGGAUUUGGCGAGACAGUGGGCUUUUGUGUACGAUGCUCCAUGAGCGAGUCGUGUUCUUCUGAGGCUGCACACGAACACAGGCUGAUGGGGGAAGAAAGAAGCGGCGUGGGUUUGGGAAGAUGUUUCAUCAGCGGAAUGAAGAAUAGUGGCUACUGGAGGCACAGUUCAAUUAGGGAAAUCCCCCAAAAGGUACUAAAAUGAUUUUUAGACUUGUAAGUGAAGGUGGGGUGACAUGUUGCCCGACUCCCCCCGCCACUCAAGCCUUAUGUCUGUGUGUGUGACUCAUGUUCAAACUCUGGCUGGUGUCCUUGGUUUGCCUUCGAGACCAGCCCAGUGUUCAAAACGCAGUGGGGACUGCUUCUGCCCAAGUGGCAGCCGUGUCUCUCCCCGGGUUCCGAAGGUGCUAGCUGGUACUACUAUGCCAGCCGGAGUGGGGAGGGGAGAAGGUGUUUGCGUCGAGGCGGAUCAAGAGGAAUGAAAGGCAAAGUCAACCGUGGCAGCAGGUGCGCACGUGCACUGCAGAGGGUGCGAGGGGCACGUCCACGCACGGCAGCACCGAGGUUGGCUGUGGAAGCGUCAGAGCUGGUUUCAAUAGGACAGAAGACGGGACUUGCCCCAGCAGGUGCUGGACUGUCCUUGUCAGGCCCCACAUGCCUGCCCUUAACAAGAUUGCCCCCACCUCCCACCCUCAGCUCCCACCCGAAAUGCCAGUGCCUCCUCUCAGCCAGCUAAGACUGGCCAAACUGAGGGGCAGCAGUGAGCAGACCCCCCCACACACACACACACCCCGCCAGUCACCAGGGCCCUGGGGCUUUCGGACAAUGAACCCUCCUCCUCCUCUCUCUCCCCUUGACCUCUUACUGGUCUCUCUGCUAUGGACAGAUGAGAAAACCCUGACCGCUUGGUCACCACUCAGGUGGCCCCACUCUGCAAGUGUCUUUCAAGAGGAAUCAUGCUCUCGUGGCGGAUGAGCUGACUCUGAAUCUUUGAAGGGUUGGAGGGCCUCCCCCACCCACUGCCCAGCCAAGACUGCCCCAACUAGAAGAGCACAUCCUGUCCCCCUCCCCAAUGCACUUGCAGACAGAAGUGAUGGCCCAGGAUGGGGGAGGGGGCUGGCGGGGCUGGACGAAGUUUCCACGUGGUGAGAAGAGCCGGGCCGGCGCUCGCUGAGAACAGAGGCUCCCUCCCUGCCUUUCCCAGGGCUGCGCUGUGGACGUCCGCAAGCGGCUGCUUCAUCCCUAGGCAUGAAGCCGGGCCCUUCCCAAGCCAUUCUCAGCUAUCUGCACAAACAGCUGGAAACUGGCCAAACUCUGGCCCAUGUCUGGACUGGUCUGGUGUGGACAGCCAUCUGGAGGGGCCUUGUGAUCUGGACAAACAGCUGGAUGGACUUAAACAUCUGGGAUGGGCCCAGCCCCGUGGACAGAUGCAAGGAAUGAGCUCAAUUCUGUCGACAGGUCUUGAGCAGACACAUCUGGAACAGUCUCCCCAACGGGACGGACACAGCUGGAAGGGGCCCUGCUGCUUGCCACGGUAGAAGGGCCCUGCCCCGAGUCCCCAUGCCAGUUUGAAUCGAGCUCUCAUUUUUCAAUCCUGGAUUUGCCCCGGAGUUAGAAUUUCAGAGCUAAGGCCAUAUGUGAAGUCACAAAACUGUUUUUGGUAGAAGGUUAAUGUUCUGUACAAUAUAUAUAUGAAUGUAAAAAGAUAUAUAUAUAUGCUGUAUAUAUAUAUAUAUAUAUAUAUAUGCACAGUGUAUAUAUGACCUGUAGCCCAUGUGUAUACGCACCCUUCC